AUGGAGUUAGGAAAAGGAAGACUUCUCAGGACGGGGCUGAAUGCGUUGUAUCAGGCAAUACACCCAGUUCAUGGCCUUGUCUGGACUGAUGGGCGUCAGGUAGUCCUGACUGAUUUACAGCUUCACAGUGGAGAGGCCAGGUUUGGGGACUCCAAGGUCAUUGGACAGUUUGAACAUGUGUAUGGAGUGUCCUGGGCCCCCCCCGCUGUGGCUGACGUGCCCGCUCUGCUUGCCGUCCAGCACAAGAAGCAUGUUGCCUUGUGGCAGCUGUGUCCCAGCACUACGGAGACAAGCAGAUGGCUGAUGUCGCAGACCUGUGAGAUUAGAGAAUCACUUCCUGUCCUUCCCCAGGGCUGUGUGUGGCAUCCAAAGAGUCCUGUCCUGGCUGUGUUGACGGCACAGGAUGUGUCCGUCCUCCCAAGCGUCUACGGUGACAGUCCCCAGGUGAAAGCAGACGUCAACACCAGGGGCCUCAUUCACUGUGCCUGUUGGACCCGGGAUGGCCAGCGGCUGGUGGUGGCAGUUGGCAGCAGCCUGCAUUCCUAUAUUUGGGACAGUGCUCAGAAGACUCUUCUCAGGUGCUCCUUCUACCCAGUGUUUGCUGUGGACAGCUACGUGCGCUCCAUCGGAGCCACCGCAGACUCACAGGUCGCUGUAGCGACUGAGCUUCCACUAGAUAAGAUUUGUGGCUUAAAUGCAUCCGAAACUUUUGAUGUUCCUCCUGGUGGGGAAGACACUCGUCUGUGUGCCUCGCUGGUUACUGAUGAAGGACCCACCGGGGAUCAGGGGGUGGUUGCUUCUGAAACACACUUUGAAACCUCAGUUUCUCCCAUUUCUUCUUCCUUUUCAGAUCCUCUGGAUCUAACUCAUAUACAUUCCAGUACCGCCAAAUCGGAGGGUAGUUCUCUUAUUUGUCUAAAAAAAAAGGACUACUUGACAGGAACCGGCCUGGAUUCUUCACAUUUGGUCCUUGUGACCUUUGAGAAAGAGGUCACCCAGACCAGAAAAGUCACCAUUCCCGGGAUUCUGGCUCCCGAUCUAAUAGCAUUAAAUCCUAAAGCACAGGUGGUGGCGGUGGCUUCCAAUACGUACCAUGUCAUUUUUAUCUAUUCUGUCAUUCCAUCAUGUGUGCCAAAUAUCCGGCAGAUUCAGUUAGAGAGAAGUGAAAAGCCAAAAGGCAUAUGCUUCUUGACAGAUAAGUUAUUAUUGAUUUUGGUAGGAAGACAAAAAUCCACUGAUUCAGCAUUUCUUCCUUCUUCGAAGACUGAUCAGUAUAUCAUUCGUUUGAUUGUUAGAGAAGUAACAUUGGAAGAAGAAUCUCCAGUAACAGCAAGUGAAAACCAGAGUGGAGUCUCUACUCUCAGUAUUCUAUUAAAUAAAACAGAUAGAAAAAAGCUAAUUGAAAGUCUUUCCCCAGACUUUUGUCACCCAAACAGAGGGCUCUUAACAGCUAACGGCAGUGGGCAAAGCGGGAGGCCUGGAAAAACCCUUAUUAAAGAAAUCAAAAGUCCUCCCACCAGUGUCUGUGACGGCCCCAUCGCCCUUGACGCUCUAGAUGGUGAGCCUGUUAACCGCUCGGUAACGCUGCCCAGAUCCAGCAGCACACCCCACCACACCCUAACUCCCGAACCUCCUGAUUGGCCUCCAAGCAAGAACUUACAAAGGGAAAAGGAAAUUUCCCGGCUGUCUAAGGAAAUGGAAAUUUUAUCUAGGACCCUGACUGAAGUGCAGCAACGUCUCUCUGAACUCACAGACGUUCUACAAAAGGAGAAGUCCUCUCCUGGGUAUCCACUCUCUCAGGACCCGCCCUAUGUGCACGUCGCUUAUCAGAAAUCUUAUUAUGUAGGUCCUGUUGUUGAAAAAAGAGCCAUACUCCUCUGCAAUGGCAAACUAAGGCUCAGUACAGUCCAGCAGACUUUUGGCCUCUCUCUUGUCGAAAUGCUCCACGACUCCCACUGGAUCCUUCUCUGUGCUGAUAGCGAAGGUUUCAUCCCAUUAACAUUCACGGCCACCCAGGAAAUAACCAUCAGAGAUGGCAGCGCAAAUGUCUUCACGGACUCUGUUUCAGAGUCUUAA
Messenger RNA from Odobenus rosmarus divergens (Pacific walrus), 2076 nucleotides. It is a transcript of the gene WDCP, whose product is annotated as chromosome unknown open reading frame, human C2orf44. The coding region runs from base 1 to 2076 and encodes 691 amino acids. The record is from RefSeq and is a predicted model, not a curated record. The transcript is spliced from 3 exons. Gene Ontology annotation, molecular function: kinase binding. Lineage: Eukaryota; Metazoa; Chordata; Mammalia; Carnivora; Odobenidae.